This is a messenger RNA of Amoebophrya sp. A120, 1253 nucleotides long. NCBI's taxonomy places the organism in Eukaryota, Dinophyceae, Syndiniales, Amoebophryaceae. The record is from the annotation of a GenBank genome assembly.
AUGUUUUGCUUUUGCACCACUGUGCAUAAGAUCACGACGCACUUAACAACUGAUCCUCAACUUGAGAUGCUCUGGCCUGUUGUCUAUAACUCGAGAAAAGAAGCGCAGCCAUGCUUCACCAUUCAGUUUUCUUUCACUUUGUUCAUCGACUUGUUGAUACCUGUACAUAAAUUUUUCGGCCAUCAUCUCUUGGACAUAAAUUGUUCGGCCACGUAUACGUUAGUUAGUACGCGCGGAGUCACUUACCGUACUCAAGAAGAAAGCUGUUGUGGCUGCUCCUUGAAAUACUUUGUAUACCAUAGACUCAGGCAUGAUGAAUCUUAUUUUGGAUAUCGGAUUAGGCUUAGAUUUGUCCUGGCUCAGGUGGAUUGUCAUAACGUAUAACCGCACGACUGUGCAUACAUAUAGCGAACAGACUUUCAAAAAAUUAUAUCGGACCACAAAAAAAUAAAGGAAGCCUCACAGAAUAGGGAGGAGGUGCAGAAAUUGUGAGCACGACUUGAUUGGUGAUUUUGCUCAACGAGUGUAUGUAAAGCAGAUCACUUCACGCACACAAGACAAACUUCACUUCACAAGUGUGCGUAAAGCUAAAAGAACUAGAAGGUGCGUUUUCAUAUUUUCUAUUUUGCUCGAAGAAGACCAGGAUUAGGGGAUAGAGUGGAGCAAGCAAUGACGAGCACACUUGUGCCAACUAGUUGUAUCAAUUGCUUUUGAAAAUGAAAACACAGGAAACUCGCUCCCGCGUAAAGAUGAUCCGCAUUUAUGGAAACCAAACUCAGGGGGGUCGACGUGUGGUGAAAAUUUUGCUAGUGGAACUUGAAGGACAGAAGCUCACAGAAAGAAGUGCGGCAUGGUCCAAGCUUUCCCUGAAGAGACGACGUUAUUUUUCCGAAUUAUUUCGCGAUGUCGAUCAUGUGCAUUAGCGAAAGGAAGAAAAAAGCAACGAUAUACGACUAUAAUAAAAAAGCAACGAUAUACGACUAUAAUGGAGCUGCAAGCUUCAGCCUUUUCAUACAGUGUAUGAAAAUAAAACUCAUUUCUUUGACGAACUGCUAUCGCUUGAGAAUGAGAAAACAAAAAGACCGAAAGCACUUGAAGAAAAUAAAACUGAACUAUGGGGCAAGCGUUGAUCAAAUCGUUAGUUGCUGUUUAACAAAAGUUCCGCCCUUUUCUUGGUGAAGAAGGUGGACAGAUGGAAUGCGAGAUAACAAAGAAAUGAAUCCUCAAGCCGUUUGCUACUUUGCUUAGCCCCC